AAUGUAAUAAAAUGUUAUAAAAUGAUAAUAAAAAACUUGCAACUGACUUAACUUCUGUUACGUGAAUUAAAAUGAAUACUUUUAAAAUAGUCUCAUGUCUCAUCCUCCUAUACAAUUUUAAUAGUGUGGUCAUCUCAUCACAGCAGCUUUCAAAUCACAAGUCUGCUCGAAUCGUGGGUGGAGACACCGCAAAAGCAGGCCAAUUUCCUUUUUCCGCUGCCAUUUAUGUACAAACUGCCACUAGCACUAUCUUUUGUGGGGGCUCUCUCAUUGACAACCAGUGGAUUCUAACAGCAGCUCAUUGUGUAGACGGAGCCAUUCUGUUCACAAUUCGACUAGGAUCGAACAGUUUGUCGAGCAAUGAUCCCAAUCGUCAAACACUCGCAAGUUCACACUACGUGCUGCACCCAAAAUACAAUCCCACAACCCUCGAAAACAACAUCGGUUUAAUUCGUCUGCGACAACCCAUCCAAUACACAGAUUAUAUAAAACCGAUAGAAUUAACAAAUCGUGAUGUUCAGAUGUAUGACCACUUGACUGCAAUAGGAUGGGGCCAAACAAGCGAUUCCGAGACUGGGCUCUCUGACGAUUUGCAAUAUGUCAGUUUGAUCACUAUCACCAACGAAGAAUGUAAAAAUGUUUUCGGGUACCAAAUCAGCAGCGAUAUGGUUUGUGCCACCGGUAAUUACAUUGAAGGAACAUGUCUUGGGGAUAUUGGGAGUCCUUUAAUUGAACACAUCUAUAAUCCACAAUCGGUACGUCAUGCUGGUGUAUCGAGUUUUAUUAGUGGAAAUGGGUGCGAUCAGCCACAUCCUUCAGGAUAUACAAGGACUUAUCUCUAUCUAGACUGGAUAGCAAACGUGACCAGCGAAGAGCUGCAAGAUCAGGUCGGCGUGGAGGCUAACCAGGUGGGGUUUAGCGGGCUGACCAUUGCACGAUUUGUACAGUUCAGUGUGAGAGAUCUGGCUAUACAUGAUUACAUCCAAGUCAAACCCGGCAAAAAUAUCUCAAAGCUAAUCCAGUUUUGUGAAAAUAGUUUUAUCAUGAUUUACACAGGCCAUAAAAUAUUUACGACAUUUAAAACCCGAAAAACAGAAGUUAACACAAACACCAAGAUGGUCUUUCUGGGAUUAUUGUUAUUGCCAAUUUUUGGUGUUUUGAGCGCAGAGGUUCACUCCGGACGCAUCAUAAAUGGCGAAACUGCAGACGUUGGAGAAUUUCCCUUUGUCGCAGCCAUCACAGCCCAAACCAGUAAUAGCAAACAUCUAUGUGGAGGUUCUCUCAUUGAUAAGCAAUGGGUUCUAACGUCAGGAACUUGUGUAGACAAUGCUUUGAUUUUUACAAUUCGGUUGGGGACAGUCCGGUUAGACUCAGAAGACUCAAAAGCUCUUAUUCUGUCAACAAGUGAAUAUGUUGUACAUCCAGGAUUCAAUUCUACAACUUUGGAAAAUGAUAUUGGGUUAAUUCGUCUUCGCAUGGCUAUAACUUUUACGACAUACAUAAACCCUAUUUAUCUACCAACCGAAGCAUUAGAAGAUUAUAGUACUGUUACGGCUGUUGGUUGGGGGCAAAUUAGUGACUCCGAUUCGGAAUAUGCCAGUCGUCUUCAGUACGUCGAAAUGUCAACUAUGGCAAACCUUGCUUGUGCACUAGUUUAUGGUAAUCAAAUUAAAGACACAAUGGUUUGUGCCGUUGGUAAUUACAAUGAAGGAAUUUGUCUUGGUGACAACGGUGGUCCUUUAAUACAACAUAAGGAAAACACAAAGUAUUGGACAAUUGGCGGAAUUGCAAGUUUUUACAGCGGAAAUGGGUGCGAAAGUCUCGAACCAUCUGGAUUCACACGAACGUACCCUUAUCUUGAUUGGAUUAAAAAUGUAACAAAUAUCUAAUAAUUGAUAUUUCUGGCUAUAA
Molecule: messenger RNA, 1911 nt
Organism: Tribolium castaneum (red flour beetle)
Lineage: Eukaryota; Metazoa; Arthropoda; Insecta; Coleoptera; Tenebrionidae
Product: serine protease H113
Exons: 15
Coding region: 72-1889 (605 amino acids)
Biological process (GO): proteolysis
Molecular function (GO): serine-type endopeptidase activity
Source: RefSeq, a predicted model, not a curated record